AUGACCAAGUACGGGCCUCCAAUCAGUACCGCCCGGGCAGAUGCGGUUUUCUCUCAUGGGAUAGGAUAUGAGCUGGACCCACAAACAUCAAGAAUUACAUCUGCUUGGUCUUGGAAGUCGGAGAUAUCUGGCCAGGAGCUGUGGUACACCGAAUUCGCCGAGCCAGCCCAGAAGGAGUCUGAAAAUCUUGGUCAUAUCAUUGACUGGCUUCGAACCCUGUGUAAGAGCUGUGUUAACGUGACCCUGGUCUUUGCGUCACUUGAUAACCAAGAGAUUGGACCCUUCGAGAUGGCCGAUCGCGAGAGCAAAAAACUGUCACGUCCAGGACGAAUGUUUUGUGGCCCAAAUUAG
Messenger RNA from Penicillium pulvis, 351 nucleotides. RefSeq lists its product as uncharacterized. Bases 1 to 351 code for a protein of 116 amino acids. Lineage: Eukaryota; Fungi; Ascomycota; Eurotiomycetes; Eurotiales; Aspergillaceae. The transcript has a single exon. The record is from RefSeq and is a predicted model, not a curated record.